Molecule: messenger RNA, 7785 nt
Organism: Drosophila willistoni
Lineage: Eukaryota; Metazoa; Arthropoda; Insecta; Diptera; Drosophilidae
Gene: Rme-8
Product: dnaJ homolog subfamily C member 13
Exons: 19
Coding region: 154-7446 (2430 amino acids)
Biological process (GO): regulation of early endosome to late endosome transport; receptor-mediated endocytosis; endosome organization
Cellular component (GO): endosome membrane
Source: RefSeq, a predicted model, not a curated record
UGUGUUUGCAUCCCUGCUCGGUUUAUUCGCGGUGUUGCUGUUGCUGAAGAUUGUUUAUUGCGAAAAUUUGCAGAUUAAACUCAAUUCUUUCCCAUUUGACAAGAAAAAAUGCAUUAAAUAGUAAAGAGUUUUGACUAUUCAGUUGGUACUCAAAUGCAAGAUAAGAUGUCGGCCAGGGAAAAUGUGGAUCUGGAGUGUUUCCUGGUCAUGAAGCAUUCGUGGAAGGGGAGGUAUAAGCGAAUACUCUCGAUUGGAACAGUUGGCAUAUCCACCUACAACCCGGAUAGAUUGGAAUUGACUAAUCGUUGGUCAUACUCAGAUAUUGUUGCUGCCGCCCCCUCAAAGGGAACAAAUAUACCAAAUGAGUUUUUGCUGACUAUUAAGAAGGACAAGAAAUUGGAUACAAUUAAAUUGUCAUCGGAGUAUCGCCACGAAAUACUCAGUUCCAUACUGAAAUAUUAUAAAGAGUUUGCUGAUAAGCCGAAGAAUACUCAACGCUUUAAUGCCUACAAAUAUCAUUGGUCUGGCAUCAGUUUGCCCACUGUGCUGGAGGUAACACCGUGCUCGUUGGAUCAAUUGGAUCCGACCACCAACGAUGUGCUGGCCAGUUACAUGUACAAGGAUAUUGAGGGCAUAAUAGCAGGCAUCUCCGACUAUGAAGGAGGGAUUGUAAUGGCCUAUGGCGGCUUCAGUCGUCUGCAUUUGUUCAAAGCAUUAAAUCAUCAUGAGAUCGUACAAAAUAUAGCCCAAAAAUCUUCCCAAUAUCUGGGCAUUGAGACCAAAAUACUCAAAAGUCAGAUAACAUUGGAGCAAUUCGAAAGACAAAGAUUUGGCAAGUUUAGUGGCGAUCAAUUUCAAACAUCAAUGACCGAAUUCACAGUGCAAAAGUUAACACCUCGCCAUCCGGAUCCUGUAAAGCGUAUUCUUUGCCUCACCGAGGUCACCUUGCUGGAAAGGGAUCCUCAAACUUAUAGCGUCUGCACACUGCGGCCACUUGCCGAUGUGUUUGCCCUGGUGCGCGAUAAGGACAAUUUGCAACGCUUCAGCAUUGAAUACAAGAACGGCAUCGUUCGUAGUUACACCACCAAUGAUAGGGACUCACUGCUGGCGACAGUUCUGGAUGCAGUUCGCUCAAGUGGCAAUCAAGAUGUUCACAUACGUAUAGGCAAUACACCCAGGGGCAAGAGAUAUGUCCCAUUGAGUAGCUCAGUGGAUGAGGAGACUGAAGCGAAUCUUCUGCGUUUGGUUAUUAAUAAUUUCCAAAAUCCCUCGAAACGUUAUGAGAUACUAGAGCGUUUCAAUGCCAAUGUGCCGCACAGUGGUCUCAACUAUAGUGUUACCCAGGAUAGUUUGUUUGCUGAGAACAAGGAGAAAUUGAUCUCAAGCGCCCUGCAGGCUUUGGCUCAAAAAGAAUUAGAUAGCCCAACAGCUCAGUUAUCCAAUUUAGAAUUGGAGGCCAUAUUCCAUGCCUUGACACGUCUGCUGGCCAGCAAAGUGGGCUAUGCCGCCUUUACCAAUCUCUCUGGAUUUCGGGAGAUUAUUGGCACCAAGGUGGUGGCUGCUUUGAGACGCAAGGAUUUGGCAGUUACCUACUCGGCCAUUGACAUGAUUAACUCGUUAAUGCAUUCUGUUCACACUGAUCAUGAUCUCAAGCAGGAGCAGCUAAACAAAUCUUCCAUUUUAUCAUCGAAAUCGUUUUUAGAAACGUUGCUCAAUAUGUGGACUAAUCAUGUGAGUCAUGGUAGCGGCGCCUUGGUCUUGUCUGCAAUGUUGGAUUUUCUCACCUUUGCCCUGUGUGUGCCUUACAGUGAGACCACAGAUGGCAAGCAAUUUGAUACUCUGUUGGAGUUGGUUGCGGAACGCGGUCGCUAUUUGUAUAAACUGUUUCAGCACCCCUCGCUGGCCAUUGUAAAGGGAGCUGGUCUGGUGUUGCGCGCCAUUAUCGAGGAGGGCGAACUGCAUGUAGCUCAGCAGAUGCAGGCAUUGGCUUUGGAUGAGGCGGCCUUAUGUCGUCAUCUCUUGGUGGCGUUAUAUACACCAUCCAAUGACCCAACAUUGACCACCCAUCGUCAGUUGUCUCGCCACCUCAUUGGUCUGUGGCUUACCGAUAGCGAGGAGGCUAUGGAGUUGUUUAAAAGAAUAUUCCCCGCUGGACUUUUGACUUUCCUGGAGUCCGAGGAAACAGUGCCAGAAACGGACAUCGAAGAGGACAAAUUAAAUUUUCGCGACAAUCUCAAAUUCGCCAUACAACAUUCCAAUAAAACUCGCAAGAAUGUGAUAGAAAAGCAUUUACAAGGCAUUAAGCAUUGGGGCAUGAAUCUAAUUGAGGCUCAGGAUCCGGCGGCCCAGGCUCUAAAGAAUCGUCCAGUUGUCCUACGCAAUAGACGCCAAAAGAAAAAGACUUCCGAUGUUGUAGUGAAUUUACCUUAUUUCUUUUACAAUUUUGCCAAAGAUCACAGUUUGCCCAAUCUCAUAUGGAAUCACAAGACCCGCGAAGAAUUGCGCAUGUGCCUGGAGAAUGAGUUGAGGCAGUUCCUCAACGAUCGGGACUUGGCUGGCCAAAUGAUUGUGGCCUGGAACUAUCAGGAAUUCGAAGUUGCCUAUCAAUGUUUAGCUGAGGAAAUCAAAAUUGGUGAUUACUACAUUCGUUUGAUACUGGAGAAGGAUGAUUGGCCGCAGAAUUUAGUGAAGGAUCCUGUUGAGUUAUUUAAUGCGCUGUAUCGACGAGUCUUGUGCCGACAGCGUGUAAAUGAUGACCAAAUGACUGUGUUCUCUUUGCAAGCACUUGCCAAGGUUUAUAGACGUUAUCACAAGGAAAUUGGUAGAUUCAAUGAUAUGUCCUACAUUCUCCAAUUGAGCGAUCGAUGCCUUUCCCCGUCGAUGCGUGAUGCCUUGAUCAAUUUGAUAUCUUGCCUAGUUUUGGAGAAAUCCAAUUGUCGAGCUCUCAUUGAUCAUGUUCAGUGUCUGGUGGAUUUAAUCACCUUAGCCCAUUUACAUAAAGGACGUGCCCAGCUAAAUACCAAAACGAAUGUGAUUGAAGCUGGUCCCAAUAUGUCAAAUUAUGAGGAGAAGGAUUGGUACUAUAACAUUGAGAAAGACGGUCAGAAACCAGAGCGGCAAGGGCCCAUUACCUACUCCGAUUUGAAAGAUCUUUGGCAAAAGGGCCAGAUAACGCCCAAGACCCGUUGCUGGGCCAUUGGCAUGGAUGGUUGGCGUUCCCUGCAACAGAUACCCCAACUCAAAUGGUGUCUUAUUGCCAAGGGGACGCCACUGUACGACGAAACGGAGCUGGCCUCUAAAAUCCUUGACAUUUUGAUCAAGUGCACCAGCUUUUUCCCAAGUCGCACACAAAAUGGUGUGGCAGUGCUCAUUCCAGGUCCAAAGCUAUCGAGGAAACUUUCCGAAUUCAUUUGUCUGCCGCAUGUGGUGCAAGUGUGUCUCACCCAUGAUCCGGGACUCCUGGAACGUGUGGCCACUCUGCUGUGCCAAAUAAUGGAAGACAAUCCGGAGAUGCCCAAAGUCUAUUUGACGGGUGUCUUUUAUUUCAUGCUCAUGUACACGGGCAGUAAUAUCUUACCCAUUACUAGAUUCCUGAAAAUGACCCACAUGAAGCAGGGAUUCCGCAGUGAGGAGACCUCCCAGUCGGGAAUCAUGCAUCGCAGCAUUUUGGGUCAACUUUUGCCCGAGGCCAUGGUUUGUUUCCUGGAGAACUACAGUGCCGAUAAGUUUGCCGAAAUAUUCUUAGGAGAAUUCGAUACGCCUGAAGUGAUAUGGAGUUCGGAGAUGAGACGUCUCCUGAUUGAGAAGAUUGCUGCCCAUAUAGCUGACUUUACACCUCGUUUACGUGGCCAUACAAUGGCUCGUUAUCCCUAUCUGGCCAUACCCGUGAUUAGUUAUCCCCAAUUGGAGCAUGAGCUCUUCUGUCACAUUUAUUACCUGCGCCAUUUGUGUGAUACACAAAAGUUUCCCAAUUGGCCUAUUUCGGAUCCAGUGCAAUUGCUCAAACACACUCUAGACGCCUGGCGUAAAGAGGUGGAAAAGAAGCCACCACAGAUGACCAUCCAGCAAGCCUAUCAAGAUUUGGGAAUCGAUUUAACCAAAACUCCCGACCUCAAGCCAGAUGAGUCGAUGAUAAGGAAGAGUUAUUACAAACUGGCUCAGAUGUAUCAUCCCGAUAAGAAUCCCAAUGGACGCGAGAUCUUUGAGAAAGUCAACCAAGCUUAUGAAUUCCUCUGCUCUCGCAAUGUAUGGAGCUCCGGUGGACCAGAUCCCAAUAAUAUCGUGUUGAUAUUACGCACUCAGAGCAUUUUAUUUGAACGCUACCCAGAUGUUCUGCGUCCGUACAAAUAUGCUGGUUAUCCGCAGCUGAUUAAGACCAUACGCUUGGAGACACGUGACGAUGAACUCUUCUCCAAGGAGGCACAAUUGUUAACAGCUGCUUCGGAGUUGUGUUAUCACACCGUACAUUGCUCAGCUCUCAAUGCGGAGGAGCUGCGUCGGGAAGAAGGAAUUGAAGCCCUGCUGGAGGCCUACUCCCGUUGCGUGUCCAUAUUGGGUGUCGAUUCCAAGCCCGAUUCUCUGCAUUAUCAAGUCAUUUCGAAUGUCACACGUUGCUUUGAGGUGGCCUGCAACUUUGAGAAGUGCAAACAGAAGAUCAUUCAGUUGCCUCAACUUCUUUCGGAUGUGUGUCGAGUGGUUUACUUCAAGCACACUUUGUCUGUCAGCUUGGUCACAAGUCUGGCUGCCAAUAACUAUGAUCUGCAAUGCAAUCUGUCGAGGAACGGAGUCCUGUGGUCGCUGUUACUGUUCAUCUUUGAGUACGACUACACGCUGGAUGAGAGCGGAGUCGAGGUUAGCGAUAAGUCCAAUCAACAGCAGUUGGCAAACAAUUUGGCCAAAAUGGCUGUUCUGGGCUGCAUUGCUUUAGCCGGCUACCAAAUGGAGCUGCGCCACAAGCCCAUCACAGGCAGCGAAUCGAAUUCGCCGGCCCAGGCGCCCCCGAUUAAACCAAAGCCGGCAAUCAACUCAUCCAAUUCAGCCACCAACUCUGCCUACACACAGAAUGCACAUAAUCCUCUUCAGGGUAAGCAAGCAGCCAUUACUAUGGGCAAGACGGAAAAGGAAUCAAUAGAUUCAUCGAGUAGUGGAAAUGGUGGUGGUGGCGGUGGUAACGGAGGAAGCAGCUCCGACACCUCCAGCUCAACGCCCACUGAUAGUGAGCAGCAACAGCUAACUAAACCCUCGAGUGCUGCCAUUCAGCAGAAAUACACUGUGACAGGAGAAGCUAAGAAUUCGUUGAUCAAGCAAGUUCUGGAUCGUCUGCUCACUAAGUAUAUAGCAAAUCAAUUGGCCACCGCACGGGAUAGUGAAAUUCUGAAAUUGCUCACGGCUAAUACUCGGAAUCCCUACCUCAUCUGGGAUAAUGGAACAAGAGCUCAGUUGAAGGAUUUCCUAGAGCAGCAACGAUUAGCAUCCGCCAAGGAGACACAUGAGGAUGUUGCUCAGGUGUAUGAACUGGUUUCCAGUUUCGAGUUUGAUGCCCACAAAGAUGAACUACAGAUUGGUGGCAUUUUUAUAAGAAUCUAUAACGACAUGCCCACCCAUCCGAUUCUGCAGCCCAAGCAGUUUAUUAUGGAUUUGUUAGAUUACUUAAAGCAUGCCUAUCAGUUCCUAAACCAAAAGAGAAAUCCUUCAGCUGCUGCUGCAGCUGCAGCGCCAACGCCGAAAAUGGGCACCGAUGGCAUUCUGACUCCCACACUAGCACCCAAUCAUCCUCAGCUGCAGCAGCAGCAACAACAACAGAGGGCACCAGGCACCACAUUUGAUGAGGUGCUCAAUGCUUACAACCGUUCCAAGAGCCGCAAGAAACUGGAAUCCGAUGCGUCGGCGGAACAGCAAUUGGCCAUGCAGCAAUGCAAAUAUGAUUUCGCCAGCGAUAGCCAAUUGGAGGCGCACAUAACCAUGGUACUCCGAGCUCUUAUUGCAGUAGUCAAGUCCAAUGAGGAGGUGGAAAUUCAGUGCAUAGGAAAUUUCGAUAUGAUUUUCGGUUUUCUGGCCAACAAUAUUUUCCCAGAUAAUUCCAUUGUUAAAGCAGCUGCCCUUGAGGUGGUAGCCCUUGUCUCUCGCAACAAGGAAUGCGUCUCUGAGGUGGCCGCUUGUGAAAUUCUCGGCAACUAUUUGGUUGCCCUCAAAGAUCCCGAGCUUCGUGCUAGCCAAGUAAAGGUCUUGGAGACUCUGUCGGGCUUGAUGAAUGUCCAGGAGAUGAUUAAAGAGGCCCAGGCCAAAGGUGCUGCAAUUUAUCUGCUUGACAUGUUCUGCAACUCAAGAAAUCCUCAAAUUCGGGAAAUGUGCGCUGAGAUUUUGGCCAAAAUGACAGCGGAUCGACUGAGUGGACCCAAAGUGCGGAUUACCAUAUCAAAAUUCUUACCAAUGUUGUUUAUUGACGCCAUGGUAGAAUCGCCGGCCACAUCGGUGCAACUGUUCGAAUCAAUUCAUGAGCAUCCAGAAUUGAUUUGGAACGACAAUACACGCUCGAAUGUCUGCGAUGCUGUAGCCGAAGUUUGUGACAGAUUCUAUCAACUGCAAAAGUCCAACUCCCGCCAUAUAUGGAAGGAUCCGGAAAUCCUUAAGGACAUUGUGUCAAAUGAAAUUGUCGUAGCCGGAGUCUACCUGCGUCUAUUUGUGGCCAACCCUGCAUGGACAUUACGCAAGCCAAAGCAAUUCCUGUCCGACCUUCUCGACUUUGUUGUGGAGCAGAUUAGUAAAAGUUCAUCAGAGCAGGAUGUUCUCGACUUAUCGACGACGGCCUUGGUGGAACUAUUGCGUUCGCAGCCAAAUCUAGCGGAUGACAUUCCCGUCCUUGGCCACAUACCAAAGCUGUUCAAUCUACUCUCCGUGCAGCCAAAGAACACGCUUUCAGUAUUACAUCAGCUAUCGCUGUCCGAGUUCUGUGUAUCAGCCAUUUCCCAAACGGAAUGCGUAUCUCCGCUGAAAAAGUGCAUGGAACAUAAUCGGGAUUGCAUUGAGAAAGCCUGCGAGGCUUUGAGUCGCCUUUUCAAGCAUCAACACGACUCUCUGAUCAGUCAAUCGUUGGAAGUGGGUCUCAUACCUUUUCUUCUGGGCCUCUUGGACAGUCGCCUGGAAUUUGUGGACAAUCCAUCGGCGGUUAAAGCACAAAUUGUCGCUGCUCUCAAGGGCAUGACACACAAUCUCAACUACGGUGAUCGGGUGACGCAGAUAUUGCUCAAGCAUCCUGUAUGGGCAGAAUUCAAGGAUCAACGUCAUGACCUCUUUAUCGCCGAUACCAAUAUACGUGGCUAUUUGACUGGUAUUAAUCCAACUGCUGGCUAUCUGACUGCGGGCCCUGCUCAAAGCGUCGAAGUACUAACCUCACCACCGCCCAUGGAUCGUGACGAUCCUUCGGCUCGUCCACCAGCCAUUGACUAACGGCUUGUGCUUCGCCAGAACAAGGCAAAGCCGCGUUUAUGAUUUGGAAUUGUCGUUUGCCAUGGACUUUUGGCAUGGACCAUAGGUUUUCCCUUUAUUGUAUUAAACGUUUACAUAUUUUUUACCACAUCAGCAUAUUAUAUGGAAAACUGUAACAAAGUUGAAUUUUUUAUAUUUAUAAAUAUUGUAUAAAUACUUAGUUAAUAGUUUAUAUACACACCACACACAUAUAUUAGAUACAUAACACACAACCACACAUCCGCUAGAGCAUGCAUAAAGUGAUUAUAUAAAUAUUAUGAUUAUGGAAUAAAGCAGAAAGCAAAUUCAUUACAAAUGAAA